Messenger RNA from Dentiscutata erythropus, 543 nucleotides. The record is from the annotation of a GenBank genome assembly. NCBI's taxonomy places the organism in Eukaryota, Fungi, Glomeromycota, Glomeromycetes, Diversisporales, Gigasporaceae.
AUGAUCCAGAUUGUUUUUUUCAUUUUGAUUGAGUUCAUUCAAAUUAUCUCCUGCCUACCCAGGCCAAAUUUGACUAGACGUGGUGACUUCCCCGUUCCAGCUCUUUCUGAUACUGUAUUUCCUGAAACACUUUCAGAAGACCUUAAUCUUACGCGGUAUCAAAGAUUUUGUUCAGCUGCAUAUGAAGAUGAAAAUGAUCUCUCAAGAUGGGAAUGUGACUCUUGUAAAAAUAUUCCUAACAUUGUUGAUGUGCAAGUGAUAUCCAUUCCAGAUACAACUACUCUUUGGGGCCAAAUUCUGCUGGCGGAUCCAGACACGUUUUUGGAUGACGCCUCUUUUUGUUUCGAAAAUCCUGAUGUGUAUAAGUUUGGUGAGAAUGAAAUAGCGCAAUCAAAUACCAAACACACUGACAAUGCAUUAGUUUAUCCUGGUUUCUAUCAAGGAUGGCGAAAUUUCCAUCAGCCUAUUUUAGAUGCACUAAAAAUAAGAUUGCAACGUUAUCCAACAUAUACUACAGUAUCGCAGUCACCGGACAUAGUUUAG